AUGAACAGAACAAACAAUGAUACCUGUUUUUUCUUUGAAAAGAAAUUUGUCGACCUCGAUAGAACAGAGGACGUUUUUAUCACAGACGUCUUUGCGGUUACCCUAAAUUUUUUGUUUUCUUUAAUAACAUGUGUGGGAAACUUUCUCAUUGUAUUUGCGAUUGGAAAAACCCGAGAUCUUCAUUCGCCAUCUUUCGUCCUUUUGGGUUGUUUGGCAGUUUCGGAUCUUCUUGUUGGGCUGAUAUGUCAGCCACUUUUAGCGGCGUUCAAAAUAGCUGAACUUAAAAGUAAUUAUACGGCGCGCUGUACAUUGGAGAUGCUUCUGCACACAACAGGGUGGAUGACGUCUGGCGCAUCUGUUCUGACUUUAGCUACGGUGUGUGCUGAUCGAGUUCUGUCACUAAUCCUACAUUUACGAUACAAAGCCCUGGUAACUAUUCCGCGCAUUUUUAAAGCUUUUUCUGCUGUGUGGAUCGCAUCGAUCACAGUUGUAGUUGUUAGGUUUCGUAUGGGUACUGGAUGGUCUUUCGUUGCGAUUGUCGGAUUUCUUCUUCCCUUCCUUGUCAUAGCCGUUUGUACGUUAAAAAUAUUUCAGGUUGUUCGAAGACACCAACGCCAGAUAAACGAUCAAUCUGAGGCUCUCAGCUAUCUUCAAUCCAACACAGUAAAUGUACUCAAGUGCAGAAAAUCAGCCGUGACAGUGCUUUAUAUUUAUGGUCUGUUCGUUAUUUUCUACCUGCCCUACUUUGUAGUGAUGGUUUUGCAAGUGUACGUUGUUGGAUUGACAAGAACAGUAAGGAUUGCCUGUGACUAUGCUACGACUGCUGUUUUUAUGAACUCUUCUUUGAAUCCGCUGGUGUAUUGCUGGAGAAAUAGAGAGAUAAGACGAGCUGUAAAGAAUAUCUUGAGAAGGGAUCGAAUGAUA
This is a messenger RNA of Porites evermanni, 924 nucleotides long. The record is from the annotation of a GenBank genome assembly. Lineage: Eukaryota; Metazoa; Cnidaria; Anthozoa; Scleractinia; Poritidae.